Messenger RNA from Arabidopsis thaliana (thale cress), 1651 nucleotides. RefSeq names its product myb-like transcription factor family protein. Gene Ontology annotation, cellular component: nucleus. Gene Ontology annotation, molecular function: DNA-binding transcription factor activity; DNA binding. Lineage: Eukaryota; Viridiplantae; Streptophyta; Magnoliopsida; Brassicales; Brassicaceae. Gene Ontology annotation, biological process: regulation of DNA-templated transcription. The transcript is spliced from 4 exons. The record is from RefSeq and is marked reviewed. Bases 145 to 921 code for a protein of 258 amino acids.
AUGAUCCUUGAGAAACCCUAUAGAGCCAUAUAUACGUUGUCUUUAUAAAGAGACAUAACUCAUCUCUUCUUGACUAACUUUAUAGUUAAAGUUAUCAAUUAUUCGAAAACAAAGCUGGUUUUUUGUUUUGUCCCUUAAACCAGCAUGAUCAAGAACUUAAGUAAUAUGAAGAAUGACAAUCAGAAACGUGAAAAAUGUUGCGAGUACAUCGAAGCUCUCGAAGAAGAACGUCGCAAGAUCAAUGUUUUCCAACGCGAGCUUCCUCUUUGCGUAGAGCUCGUGACUCAAGCGAUUGAGGCGUAUAAGAGGGAGAUAUCAGGGACGUCGACGGAUAACUUAUACGGACAGUCGGAGUGCUCAGAGCAGACCACCGGAGAAUGUGGGCGCAUCUUGGAUCUGUUCAUACCAAUCAAACACUCUUCGACCUCCAUAGAAGAAGAGGUUGAUGACAAAGAUGAUGAUGAUGAAGAACACCAGUCUCAUGAAACCGACAUAGAUUUUGAUGACAAGAACAUGAAAUCUGAAUGGCUCAAGUCUGUUCAGCUCUGGAACCAAUCCGACGCAGUUGUUUCUAAUAAUAGACAGGAUCGCUCACAAGAAAAGACAGAGACGCUGGUAGAGUUGAUAAAAAUAAACGAUGAAGCAGCGAAGAAAAACAACAACAUAAAAUCACCGGUGACUACUAGCGAUGGUGGCAGUGGCGGUGGCGGUGGCAGAAGAGGGCAGAGAAAGAAUAGGCGGUGUUGGUCGCAAGAGUUACACAGACGCUUCUUGAACGCUCUUAAACAACUUGGUGGCCCUCAUGUAGCUACGCCGAAACAGAUAAGAGAUAUAAUGAAGGUUGAUGGGUUAACAAAUGAUGAAGUCAAAAGUCAUUUACAGGUUAGUAAAUCAUAUUCCAUGAAAAAUACAUGUAACUAAUAUGUAAAAGGUAUAUAUUAAUUUCAUCAUUUUAGUUACAAAUGUUUUUAUAAUUUAGAAGGAAAAUAAUAUUUAUUGUUUCAUAUUUUUUUUAAUGAUAAAUAGAAAUAUAGGCUGCAUGCAAGACGGCCAAGCCAAACAACACCGAACAACAGAAACUCUCAAACGCAACAUUUCGUGGUGGUUGGUGGAAUAUGGGUCCCACAGACUAACCAUUCAACGGCCAACGCAGUCAACGCCGUCGCAUCGGGUGAGACCACCGGGAUUUAUGGGCCUAUGGUCAGUUCGUUGCCGUCCGAGUGGCCGAGGCAUUCCAAUUUUGGUAGGAAGAUUUCGGAAGAUAGAUCAAGAUGCUCUAACAACGGAUUUUUUCGGUGUAGCUCACCAGCUAUGUCUUGUUCUACUCGUACAAAGACGAAAGAUGCAAAAAUAAUAUCAUAAAUUUAAUUUUUGAUUAUUUAUUAAGAGAAAAAAGUUAUAGACAUUAAUAUUGUGAAGAGUGUAUAUAUAUAGAUGUUGGAGCGUGACUCUAUGUUAUUUUUAGUUUCUUGGUUUUUUUCUAUUAGCCGAUGAUAUCUUUGAUCAAAGAUCCAUAUUAGCUAAUGCAUACUAUAUUUUUUUACGUCGUGCAAUAUGCAUAUCGAUGAUAAUAAGUUAAUAACACAAAAUUAUUAGAUUACUAGUUGAAGAAUCGUAUAUAGAAAGAAUCGUAAUUAUAUGUAGAAUGAUG